Molecule: messenger RNA, 375 nt
Organism: Amorphotheca resinae ATCC 22711
Lineage: Eukaryota; Fungi; Ascomycota; Leotiomycetes; Helotiales; Amorphothecaceae
Exons: 4
Coding region: 91-306 (71 amino acids)
Source: RefSeq, a predicted model, not a curated record
CUACAAUUGAAUCAUCAAUCCUCUCUCUACCUACGAAGAACACACAAAUCAAACGCCCUUCCAAAUACUCCCAUAACUUAUACUUUCAAAAUGGAAACCGUCAAGAACGUCGCAAACUACGUCUCUGAGACCAUCCAGGGCACUGGCUCUGAGGCCUCUAAGGAAGCCAACAAGCAGGUUGCAAAGGACUCCAACGUAUCCGUUUCCAGCCGUCUGCAAGCCGCUGGUGAUGCCAUCAGUGACAAGUUGGACCAACACAGCCACGAGACCAAGGCCGAGGUUCACAAGGAGGCUGCUAAGCACUAGCUGGACGUUUCUUUCUUUGGAAGUCCUCACAUUCGCAUCUUGUCUUUCAGCAAGCGUGGGCGCUGUUGC